GUCAAAAGGUAGUGUUGCCGAACGCAUAUAGAGGAAGCUGUCUAUUUUGUCCUUAAGAGAUUAAUUGAAGACGUGCUUCUCUCCUUUGCUCUGAACCAUCUGUCCCAGUUUGGAUACUCUUGGUCUUGGUAGAGGCUCAAAUGGCUAGGAAGCUAAGUAAGCCUUCACUAAAGAAACAAUCAUUUUUCAAGGUCCUGCUUGGCGACUUCUAUCAGCAUCUGCGUUUACCACCUGUGUUUAUCGAGAGGUUAGAUGGGCAAUCACUUCCCAAAUGUGCUCUUAGAGGCCCUAAUGGGAAACUGUGGACUGUGGAAUUGAAAGAGAGGGAGAACGGCUUUUUCUUCCAUGAUGGUUGGCAGGGUUUUGUGAUGGAUCAUUGUUUAGAAAUCGGAAAUUUUUUGGUUUUCGACUAUGAUGGUGACUCAAAGUUUGAUGUCACAAUUUAUGAACCAACUGGCUGUGAAAAGGAUGUAGAAGCAGCCAAGAGGAGAAAUGGUAAUCCUGUUUCCACUGUAAAAGAUGAAAUUGUUGACAUUGAGACUGAAAACUACAACAAAGAAAGUAAAAGCAAAACCAUCAAUGCUGAAAGAACAAGUCGCAAGUAUGUCAUGUCUGGAAAGAGACCUGCAAAUGACUGUGUAGAAGAAACAUCAACUGGAUCCAUCAUGUUCGAAUCGGAGAAUUCAUGUUUUGUAAAAACUUUGCCGAAAAGACUAUAUCCUGUGACAAUUCCGAAGGAACUAGCCAUAGCUGAAGGUCUUGUGAGCAAGAAGACUGUGAAGCUUCAAGAUCCAACUGGGAGAUCAUGGAUUGUUAAACUUAGAGUCCACAAGUCACCGUAUCUUCGUUUCGAAUUGACGAAAGGUUGGGCAGAAUGUUGUAGAGCAAACCAGAUUUCACAAGGGGACACCAUCGUUUUUGAGUUUGUGAAACCAAGUGUAAUGCAAAUUCAUAUUUACAGAGGAAGAAUGGGAGGCAGUGGGUGUUCUGUUGUACUCGCAUUGCAAUACUUUUAAAAAAUGUUUGACUGCAAUAUAUUGACUUAUCCAUUUUGGCUAAGUGAUGAUCUUCUUGUAUUUUAUUGUUGGCUAGUCUUGUGAAAUAUAUUAAAUGCUGCUGA
This is a messenger RNA of Prunus avium (sweet cherry), 1120 nucleotides long. RefSeq names its product putative B3 domain-containing protein At5g66980. Lineage: Eukaryota; Viridiplantae; Streptophyta; Magnoliopsida; Rosales; Rosaceae. Gene Ontology annotation, molecular function: DNA binding. The record is from RefSeq and is a predicted model, not a curated record.